Trichomonas vaginalis G3 is the source of this 1605-nucleotide messenger RNA. Its product is annotated as transcription initiation from RNA polymerase II promoter. NCBI's taxonomy places the organism in Eukaryota, Parabasalia, Trichomonadida, Trichomonadidae. The record is from RefSeq and is a predicted model, not a curated record. Bases 1 to 1605 code for a protein of 534 amino acids. Gene Ontology annotation, molecular function: protein binding. The transcript has a single exon.
AUGACUGAGGAAACAUAUCCUCUUCCUCAGUUUGUUCUUGAAUAUUUAAACAGAAAUCCAGCUGCUUUCAGCGCUCUCAAUCAAAAUAGAACCAAUCCUGAAGCUCAUAACGCUGUUGGUUCAUUGAGAUUGUUUGAUUCAUCAAGAACACCUCAUAAAAUCGAUUAUGCCUAUAAUUAUUUUACACAAAACAUUGUCCUGAACUCACCACCAGCUUAUCAAAGAGAAUACAAGCAACUUUUAUUUCCACUCUUUAUUAACUUAGCUCAGCAGCUCUUUUUAUCACAGGAUUAUCAAGCACCUCUCGACUUUAUCGAAAAAUACAGAUACGAGCAACCACCUCAAUGCCAAGAGAAAAUUCAAGAAUUAAUCAACAAUCGUCGCAUUCCUAAAGAGGUAAUACCACUCAAAAUGUGCAGUGAAGCCUACCACCAGCUUCUCGCGAAAAUUGACGCUGUUGCAGAUAAUCCAAACACUGCAAUUUUGUCUUACAUUAUAAAUUCAGCAGUUAAAGUCACAGAAGAGGAAGACAUUAACCAUGAGUACUUAUAUUCUAAUGAUUCGAGCAUUUCUCGCCGACCAAAUUCCUCAGAACUUACAAAUCCUGUAAAAGUCACUCUUCCGCCAUAUUCAGCACGCUACAGUGGAGAGUUAUCCAUGCAGCGUCCACAGUUGACCAGCGAAGAAGAUAUUCCUUGUGUUCAUCAAAGUUUUCCAGAUAUUGCGAAUAUAGAAAUAUACAACCAUCACAACAGAAUUUCCGAUAUACAGAUUGCUCCUAACGGCAGAUUAUUCUCUUUCGCCCAAGGACCAAACGUAUAUUUAAAUACAAUCGACCAACUCUCCAAUUUGGGCGAACAUAAUACAAUGAGACUUGUUUCUCAUAACACACAGAUUCUUGCUACAGCGUUUUCACAGGAUUCCAGGCUCUUCGCGAGCUCAAGUAUCGAUGGAAUCAUAAAAAUAUCCCAUCUCGAAGCAUUUAUACCAUACAUGCGUAUUAAUACAGGUGUUUAUCCCAUUUUCUCUCUCGCAUUUGAUUAUUCAGGCACUUUUCUCGCUUGUGGAUGCGGAGAUAAAACAAUUAAGGUCUAUCAUACCAAAGAUGGUUCCCUUCUUAGGCUUUUAAUCGGCCACGCACAAUCGCCAAUGAAAAUCCUCUUUACUCGUGAUUCCAAACGCUUAAUUUCGAUUUCGGAAGAUAUGACUGUCAAAUUCUGGGACUUAUACUCAUCCCAGCCAUUCAUCGGCAGUUUCACAGUCCCGUACAUUCCGACCGCACUCGCCCUGGACCCAACGAACACGAAAAUCGCCGUGGGAAUGAUAAAUGGCUGUUUGUCACUUUGGGACACUAAAAACGGGACAAAACUUUGGGAAUCGAAGAACGAUUUGGACUCCAUGAUCACUGACAUCAAGUUCACUCUGGAUGGAUCAAUGGUUUUGGCAUCAGGAGUGAACGGAAUCAUUGGCGGAUGGAAGUGGGAAGAAAAGGAAAUGGUGAUGAAGAUUGACGCUGUUUCUUCAACAAUUGACCAGAUGAUUAUAACAGAAAGAAACUCUGUAUUGACUGCUGGAAGAUCUGUAAGAGGUAAUGUAAUUAUAUAA